AAAUAUACAAAGAAAGAAAAAUAGCAAUUCUGUUUAUUUAUAAAAAUGAAUAAACAGCUGCUACAAAGCUUUAAUCCUGUUCUCUCAUGCUGUCGUUUCAAAGGAUAUAAGCCUCCGGGUGGUAUACGAUAUCCUGGUGGUAUAGUUUAUUAUCCAAGGAAUCCUGAAACUCACAGUGACCCUGAAUAUAAACCUUCAAAGUUGUUCAGAGUAGAAAGAAUUAAGUCUGCCAAACAUUAUCCACACUGGGAUAAGAAAAUUCUGGAAGAACUUAGAAUUUUAAAUGGGUCCAAUAUAGCCAUUGUAAAAAACAUUCCUGAAAAUAAUAUGAGACUAUGGAAAGUGAAACAUUUGAUCAAAGUGACACCUAUAACAUUUCCAUAUGGAGAACCAACUGAGGCAGACAUUAAAUACACAGUGCUGAAGGAAAAUGGACAGUGUGUUGUUACAAAGUCACUAGAACCACAAAGCAAUCAAAUAGAAGCAUUAGAUAAAUUUGAUACAGAUGUUAAAAAAAUGGAUUCCACCACUAUCAAAAGGGACUCUAGAAUGAAAUGGAAUAACCCAUAUACUGGUGGAUUUUAAAUGACAUGCACAAAAUUAGGAUAUUAUAGUAAAUAGAUUAAAUUGUUAUUUG
Molecule: messenger RNA, 637 nt
Organism: Achroia grisella
Lineage: Eukaryota; Metazoa; Arthropoda; Insecta; Lepidoptera; Pyralidae
Gene: mRpL30
Product: large ribosomal subunit protein uL30m
Exons: 3
Coding region: 46-585 (179 amino acids)
Biological process (GO): translation
Cellular component (GO): mitochondrion; large ribosomal subunit
Molecular function (GO): structural constituent of ribosome
Source: RefSeq, a predicted model, not a curated record